Messenger RNA from Saccostrea cuccullata (small rock oyster), 4501 nucleotides. RefSeq names its product DNA topoisomerase I, mitochondrial-like. Gene Ontology annotation, molecular function: DNA binding; DNA topoisomerase type I (single strand cut, ATP-independent) activity. The transcript has 20 exons. Gene Ontology annotation, biological process: chromosome segregation; DNA replication; DNA topological change. Gene Ontology annotation, cellular component: chromosome; nucleolus. The record is from RefSeq and is a predicted model, not a curated record. Bases 96 to 2855 code for a protein of 919 amino acids. NCBI's taxonomy places the organism in Eukaryota, Metazoa, Mollusca, Bivalvia, Ostreida, Ostreidae.
UGCUGCGCAUGCCCACUCAUCAUCUUCUCGCACUUAGCCGUUCGGCGAUACUUACACAUCGUGCUGAUUGUACACAAAAAUAAUUUUUACUGAGGAUGGAUUUAGUAGAUGGAGAAUCGAGUGUAAGUCAGGAAGCCGUCGUGUCCCCGGGAAUCCACGAUAAGGUUGAUUUAAAAGCCAAGAUGGCAAGCAGUGAAGUAAAUCAUGCCAAUCACGCUGAGCAGAAUGGACAUGCAACUCUACCGAUGAUCAAAGAUGAAGAUAAGCACAAGAGCUCUAAGCAUUCCUCUAGCUCUAAGCAUGGCUCUUCAUCCUCAAAGCACUCAAGCAGCAGUUCCAGCAAACACCAUAGUAGCUCAAGCUCAUCCAGCAAACACAAAGAGAGCAGUAGUUCUGGUUCCAGCAAACACAAAGAUAAGGAGAGGAGCAGCUCAAGCUCAAAGGAUAAGAGCUCAAGCAGUAAGCAUUCCAGCUCAUCUCACAAGUCCAGCUCAAGCAGCAACCAUAAAGAAGGUAGUUCUAGUAGCCACAAGGAGGGGAGUUCAAAGGAGAAAAGUUCAAGCAGCAGCAAGGAGCGGGGUUCCAGCAGCCACAAAGAGGGCUCGAGCAAGCACAGCUCAUCAAGCAGUCACAAGCACAGCUCGUCUUCAAGCAGCCACAAGCAUAAGGACGGGAGCAGCUCUAAGCACAGCUCUUCAUCUUCAGAGCAAAAGCAUAAAGAGAGAACAAAAGAGGAGGUUGAAAAGGUAAAGGUUAAGUCUGAGCCAUCUUCCCCAAUAAAGUCGCCAGUACGGGAAAAAUCUCCUAGCAAGUCCCCCAGCAAGAAGGAGUCCUCACCUGUUAAACACGUCAAAGAAGAGGAGAUGAGUGAUGAUGAAAUACCUUUGGCUACUAGGAUAAAGAAGGAACAGCCCCCAGAGAAGAGACCACAUGAAUCUGACGAUGACGAUGAUGAACCCCUUUCAGCAAGAAUUGAAAAAGAGAAGAAAAAGAUAAAGAAAGAAGCAAAAGUAGAAAAGCCCAGCAGUGCAAAAAAGAGGAAAACUAGUGACUUUGAUGAUGAGGUUCCUAAGAAGAAGAAGAAGAAGGUGAAGACUGAAAGUGGAAAACAAGAAAACAAAUCGCCCUCCAAGAAAGUGAAGGAGGAGGAGACACAUGAAGUUUGGAGAUGGUGGGAGGAGGAACGUAGGGAUGACGGAGUGAAGUGGCAUUCACUGGAACACAAAGGACCAUUAUUUGCCCCUGAUUAUGAACCACUGCCAGACGACAUCAAAUUUUACUAUGAAGGUAAAGUGUUUAGAUUGUCGGAGCCUGCAGAAGAAGUGGCCACUUUUUACGCCAAGAUGUUGGAGCAUGAUUACACCACCAAGGACGUCUUUAACAAGAACUUCAUGAAAGACUGGAGAAAGACAAUGACAUCUGAAGAGAGGGAUUUGAUCAAGGAUUUGAAGAAGUGCAACUUUAAGGAAAUGGCCGAGUAUUUCAAGCUCAAGUCUGAGGAAAGAAAAAAUCGCUCUAAAGAAGAAAAAAAGGCUGAGAAAUUGAAAAAUGAAGAAAUUCAGAAGGAGUAUGGAUUUUGUACAAUGGAUAACCACAAGGAGAAGAUUGGUAACUUUAGGAUAGAACCUCCCGGUCUCUUCCGAGGUCGAGGGGACCACCCCAAGCAGGGCAUGCUGAAGACAAGGACCCUCCCCGAGGACGUUAUCAUCAACUGUAGCAAGGGUUCAAAAAUACCUAGCCCUCCACCUGGACAUAAAUGGAAAGAAGUGCGACAUGACAACAAGGUGUCUUGGCUUGCCUGCUGGAAUGAAAAUAUCCAAGGGAGUACUAAGUAUGUCAUGUUGAAUGCAGCCUCCAGACUAAAGGGAGAGAAAGAUUGGCAGAAGUAUGAGACAGCUAGAAGACUACAUAAAUGUGUGGACAAGAUUCGAGCCCAGUACAGAGAGGACUGGAAGUCCAAGGAAAUGAGGAUCAGACAGAGAGCUGUGGCUCUAUACUUCAUUGAUAAGCUUGCCUUGAGAGCUGGUAAUGAAAAAGAAGAAGGCGAGACCGCAGACACUGUGGGUUGCUGUUCUCUAAGGAAGGAGCAUUUAAACCUCCAUGAGAAGUAUGAUGACCAGGAGUAUGUGGUAGAGUUUGAUUUCCUGGGUAAGGACUCCAUCCGAUACUACAACAGAAUUCCCGUGGAGAAAAGAGUCUUCAAAAAUCUGCAGCUCUUCAUGGAAAACAAAGCAGGAGAUGAUGAUGUCUUUGAUCGUCUUAAUACCACUAUUUUGAACAAACAUCUUCAGGAACUGAUGGAAGGCCUUACAGCUAAAGUUUUCAGGACGUAUAACGCUUCACGAACGCUGCAAGAGCAGCUCAAUAUCUUGACAGAAGCUGAUGAUGGUGUGGCGGCUAAGUUACUGUCCUACAAUCGAGCUAACCGUGCUGUCGCCAUCCUGUGUAACCAUCAGAGGGCCGCCCCCAAAAACUUUGGUAAACAGAUGGAGAACUUACAGAACAAGAUUGAGGAUAAGAAAGCCGCCAUUAAGGAAGCCAAGAAGAAUGUGAAGGAUGCCAAGGCCGACUACAAGGCCACCAAGACAGAGAAGGCUAAACAGGCUCUGACAAAAAGGAAGACCCAGUUGGAGAGAUUGGAAGAACAACUGACAAAGCUGGAGGUUCAGGCCACAGACAAGGAAGAAAAUAAAGAAAUAGCCCUUGGAACCUCCAAACUUAACUAUCUGGAUCCCAGAAUUUCUGUUGCAUGGUGCAAAAAAUGGGAGGUCCCUGUAGAAAAAAUCUACAACAAAACCCAGCGUGAGAAGUUUAGGUGGGCUAUAGACAUGGCGGAAGCUGACUAUGAAUUUUAACAACAGUGAUGCAUUAGCUGAAGGAAGAAUUCUUUAUUAUGGAUACAAUGGGCAUGACUGUAUUAGACAUUAUCUGAUGCAGAUACUAAUGUGUACUUGAUGCAAAUGAUUAAUUGGAUAUUGUGCCAGAUAAACUUUAUAGAUUAUUCCAUUGAAAGAAAUAUAGUCAUCAGAUCUUGUUAAUGAAGAAAGAAUUGUAUAAAUUACAUUUUUGUAAUAUAAGCAUUUCUGUAGAUUUAUAGGAAAGUAUUAAUUUAUGGUCUACAAGACUUGUAUAUUUGCAUCCUUCUAAAUAGUUUGACAGAAUGUUAAGUAUGCUGCAUGUUUUAAAUUAUGAAUAUUUUAAAUCAGUUUUGUCAAUGAAUAGAAGGCAUUUUAAUCAUGAAUUGAAUCCUGAUUGCUAAUUUCAUCAUGUUUUACUGUAUAUUUUUAAAAGAACAGAAGAAUGAAAUGUGUGUUAGUGUGUUACACAAAAUAAAACAAUUUUUGCUGUAUUAGGUAUAGUAGGCUCUUGUCAUUAUAAAAUGAUGCAUAUUUUCUGAAAUCAUUACUGAAGUCUAAUUUUAUUUUUUUUUCUUAGUUGUUCCCUUUUAAAAACUUCUUUUUAGGAUUUUAGAUUUAAAUGUGUAAGAAGACAAACAUUUAUUAAAAGAACAUAACUAAUGACUGUAUGGUGCCAGCCAUUUUAAGUAUGGUGUGAAUUAUGUACACUGCAGUAAUAUUUAACUUCAUAUUGCUUAAAGAAAAAACAGGAAUAUAAAGUCAUUAUUAGCAAUCUCACCAUUGUAAACAGGCUAUACUUUCUCUGUACAUAGAUAUAGCAGCAUGGUUUAACUUUUAAUGGAAGUCCUUUACUUUGUAGCAUGUAUUAAAGUUAUAGAUAAUGUGGUAAAAAUUUUGAUAGUAAAUAUUUUUUUUAUCAAAUAUGCAUGUCAACAAUUUUGAAAAAUAACUUUACUUACAGUUGUAACUUUGAAUGAAAGAUUAGUUUGCUCACAAUCUCUACUUCUGCAGUGGGAUUGGUUUGAAAAUAUUUUUUAUUCUUUUUUUUUAAAAAAAGAUUCCUGUAAUAUUUUUUAUUUCAAAAUAUUCAUCAGAUAACUUCUGUUCAAAAUGUUCAUUAAAGAACUGUAUAUAUAACAAAGAGCAACAAAGUGCCUGACAACAUAGGAGAGUUAUGGUCCUUUAUUAGUCUACCUCACGUCUGGCACUUAUUUUAUGUUUAUAACACAACAUAUCUGUCAUAAAUGUCAAAGUUUUGCAUGUCACAGUAGAUGCUUUUAGUCUUUCAUUUACACAUAUUUUAUUCCAAACACCGAAGACAUUUGCCUUUUCAUGUAUCAGCAUGUAAAAAUAGAUCUCAUAAGUUCAAAAAAAUAUUUCUCAAACAUAAAUUGUAAAUUAGAAGUUGGUAGGUUGUGUCUAUUGAUUGAAGAGAAAUCCUUAUCAAAUUCCACGGUAUUUUUUUUUUGAUAUUCCAUUACGUCUUGUAAAUCGGUAUCAUUCUGUGAUGUGUUGACAAGCUACGUUAUAUCUGUGUGAUACAUUUGUUUUUGAGCUGUUUUGUCGUUAUCAGAUGAAAUGUACACAACCAAUAAAAUAUCAGACAUCUUGUUAUUACUGUCCAAAUAAACUUGGUAUGAAUA